AAUCUCUUCACCAUAAAUAUCAUCACCAUGCAUCUCCCUCUUCGAUCAUGAGUUCGCUUCGAAAUAUUGUAGUCCUGAUAUCCGGGUCAGGAACCAAUCUCCAGGCGUUGAUAGACGCACAAAACACGGAGUCUCUCCCACAAACUCGAAUCACACUAGUUCUUUCUAACCGGAAAGCCGCAUACGGUCUUACAAGAGCUCAACAAGCGAACCCUCCGAUACCAACAGCAUAUCUUGCUUUACAACCUUACCUGAAAACAAAUCCUGGAAAAACUCGGGAUGACUAUGAUGCAGUGGUGGCCAAGAUCGUGUUGAAGGAGAAACCAGAGCUUGUCGUGUUAGCAGGGUGGAUGCAUGUCUUUGGAGAUGGAUUUCUCGAUUUGAUGAACGGAGCUGAGCCACCUAUUCCUGUGAUCAACCUCCACCCUGCUUUACCAGGCGCGUUCGACGGUGCAAAUGCCAUCGAGCGAGCCUACGAGGCGGCACAGAAGGGGGAAGUAUCACAUUCGGGAGUGAUGGUGCAUAGAGUGGUUAAAGAGGUCGAUCGAGGAGAGCCGUUGAUUGUUGGAGAGGUGCCGAUCGAGAAAGACGAACCUUUUGAAACGUUUGCACAGAAGCUUCAUAGUGUGGAAUGGGAGAUUAUUGUGAAGGCGACGAAAAAAGCGCUAGAUGAAGUGAAGCCUAUACAGGUAUGAAAAACGAUGUACCGAAGACUUUGUAUUCACUAUUUCGGGCCAAUCUGAACUUCAUGUUGCGGCGACUAAAUGGGCACUCGACCAUGUAAUCAUAUGACGCUGGCCCGGUGUCCAUGACCCAGUAAUUCUAUUCACAGCAUAACCCUUUGCCGCCCCAAACCCUUUCCCAAUUGAACUUGAAGGAAGACUACUCGGGUAUUCGAGGCUUGAGCUUGAUGUCCCAUACCAUCAUCGUCGGGUCCUCUUCACGUCGCAUUCCAACACAAACACCUUCAAAUGGUAGUAUUGGCAACCAAG
Marasmius oreades (fairy-ring Marasmius) is the source of this 992-nucleotide messenger RNA. RefSeq lists its product as uncharacterized. Bases 48 to 695 code for a protein of 215 amino acids. Gene Ontology annotation, molecular function: phosphoribosylglycinamide formyltransferase activity. Gene Ontology annotation, cellular component: cytoplasm. The transcript is spliced from 4 exons. Gene Ontology annotation, biological process: 'de novo' IMP biosynthetic process. Lineage: Eukaryota; Fungi; Basidiomycota; Agaricomycetes; Agaricales; Marasmiaceae. The record is from RefSeq and is a predicted model, not a curated record.